AUGGUCAAUCUUAGGCUACUUCAGAUGAAUUAUGUGAAUUUGGAAGGGAGCUUCAAAUUUCUUCCUUCUGAAUUGAAGUGGUUACAAUGGAAAGGUUGUCCUCUGAAAUCUCUUCCUUCUGUUCUUUUCCUUCAAGGACUUGCUGGCCUUGAUCUUUCAAGGAGCAAAGUGGAAAGAUUGUGCAGUGGUAACAAGAAUAAGGUGGCUGAGAAAUUGAUGUUCCUGAAUCUAAGUGGCUGCAGUUCUCUAACUGCUAUUCCUGAUUUAUCAGGGAAUCAUGCCUUGGAAAAGCUUAUUCUUAAGAAUUGUGUUGGACUAAUCAAGCUCCAUGAUUCGAUUGGGAAUUUGAAUACAUUAGUCUACUUGAACUUGGAAGGGUGUGUAAACCUGGUUGAACUUCCAAGUGAUGUCUCCGGCCUGAGAAAACUUGAGAACCUAAACCUUUAUGGUUGCUCACAAUUGAAAAGACUGCCAAAAAACAUCGGAAGCAUGGUAUCACUAAAAGAAUUUGUCCUUGAUGAAACUUCUAUUGAAAGUCUACCCGAAACUAUAUUCCAUCUCACAAAACUUGAAAAGCUCAGCUUGAACCGGUGCAGAGCCCUGAAAGGGCUACCUGAGGAGAUUAGUAAGCUGUGUUCUUUGAAGGAGAUCUCCCUUAAUGAAUCCGGUUUGGAAAAGCUACCUGAUUCCAUUGGCUCUUUGGCAAACCUUGAGAUACUAAGUUUGUUCUGGUGUAGUUCACUGACCACUAUUCCUAACUCCCUUGGUAACCUCAAUAACUUAAUGGAAUUUUUUACUUACGGUACUCCAAUUGAAGAACUGCCAUUGAGUUUUGGUUUAUUAUCAAACUUGAAGGAAUUAUCAGUAGGACAUGGUCAUUUUCUGCAAGCACUACCAGAUUCCAUUGGAGGACUAAAAUCACUGGUUGUGUUAAAGAUAGAUGAGACAUCAAUCACAGGUCUUCCACAAGAGAUUAGUGCCUUGAAAACACUUGAGAAGCUUGAGCUAAGGAAAUGUAAAUUUCUUAGAUCAUUACCAGAAUCAAUUGGAAGCGUGAGGGCACUAACUUCUAUAAUCAUUACUGCAGCAGAUAUCACCGAGUUGCCUGAAUCCAUAGGGAUGCUGGAAAAUCUUACCAUGUUACAGUUGAACGGGUGCAAACAGUUCCGCAAGCUCCCAACAUCAAUAGGACAGUUAAAGUCCUUGAACCGAUUGCAGAUGAGGGAAGCAGCAGUGACAGAACUACCCGAAAGCUUUGGAAUGCUUUCUAGUUUGAUGGUUUUGAGCAUGGCGAAGAAGCCUCAAAAUGGGAAACAUAUAGAAGAAAACUUUAUACUUCCAGCUUCUUUCUCAAAUCUGUCCCUGCUGUAUGAACUGGAUGCUCGUGCUUGUAAUAUAUCUGGUGAAAUUUCUGAUGAUUUCGAGAAGUUAUCAUCACUUGAAACUUUGAAUCUCAGCCGUAAUAGUUUCUGCCGCCUUCCAGCCAGCCUGAGUGGCAUGUCCGUGCUCCAAAAACUUUUAUUGCCUCAUUGUAAAAAGCUCAGGUCUCUGCCUCCGCUUCCUUCAAGUUUGAAAACGGUGGACAUUGCAAACUGUACUGCAUUAGAACGUAUCUCUGAUGUUUCCAACCUGGAAAACUUGACUGAGCUGAACCUUACAAAUUGUGCGAAAGUUGAGGAUAUUCCAGGUCUUGAAUGCUUGAAUUCCUUGACGAGUCUCUUUAUGACUGGUUGCAACGCUUGCUCGUCAGUUGUUAAGAAAAGACUCGCAAAAAAGAGCCACUUGAGGAGAAUUCGGAGUCUUAGCAUGCCUGGAAGCAAGAUACCAGACUGGUUUUCUAAAGAUGUGAUUACAUUCUCAGGACGGAAAAACCGCGUUCUUAAAGAAUUGAUUAUAGGUGUUGUAGUUUCUCUCAACCAUCAAAUACCAGAUGACCUACGAGAAGAACUCCCUGCUGUGGUAGAUAUUCAAGCAAAGAUCCUCAUACUGAAUUCUCCUACCUUCACAUCAGCGUUGGCCUUAUCUGGAGUCCCCAAUACAAAUGAAGAUCAAUUUUACUUGUGCAAGUAUCGAAAUAAUCAACCUUUGGUAUUCCAAUUGAAGGAUGGUUAUACGAUACAUGUAGAAAGGAGAGAGCCACCUUGUGUGAAAGGGGUGGAGCUGAAGAAGUGGGGGAUUCAUUUGGUGUAUGAAGGUGAUGAUGAUUACGAGGGGGACGAAGAGUCACUGAAAGAAAGCCAUCAAUCCCUUUCAGAAAAACUGGCCAAGUUCUUCGGCUCUUUUGAUGAUGAAGAAGCUGACUUCACCUCCGGUAUUGAACAAGAUGAUUGCAUUUCUGCAACUAGAGAUGGUGAAGAUGAAGGAUUGCCAAUGGCACAAGAAAUUAGAGAAAGUGAACAAAGAAUAUGGUUACAUCAUGAUCGCCAUUACUUCGUUUCUUUCUUCCUAGUGCUUUCUCUCUCGUCUUUCUAUCUUUGA
Messenger RNA from Fragaria vesca subsp. vesca, 2478 nucleotides. RefSeq names its product protein SUPPRESSOR OF npr1-1, CONSTITUTIVE 1-like. NCBI's taxonomy places the organism in Eukaryota, Viridiplantae, Streptophyta, Magnoliopsida, Rosales, Rosaceae. The transcript is spliced from 3 exons. The coding region runs from base 1 to 2478 and encodes 825 amino acids. The record is from RefSeq and is a predicted model, not a curated record.